UCAGUUCUCGGUUGGCUUCGGUUAGCAGCAGUAGCAGUAGUUCUUGGUUAUACGCUCGCAGUCACGUCGUUUACGUUUGCACAAUGGCGCGUGCGAUACUAGGCUACCGUUUGUUCUGCCACUGCCAUCGUUUCUAAGCGGAGGUCGGCCCUCGGCCCCCGUUAAGUCGGACCGUUCGUCCGUAGCACUUCGCCGAAGAAUCCAUCAUCAGCCACAUUGAUCGAUUCUUUUCAUGCUUCGUACAACUGCUAUAGCCAGUUGCUGCCGCGAAUAACGCAACUUCCCGCUCCGCUCUUCCUUCCGCAAGCUCGUACGCAUCGCCAUCGUAACCUUGAUUUGAAUAAUCUAGGAUCCAGCCAAUGCUCAAGGCAAACAAGCCAGGGAAGAAGCAAAGUGCGUCCAAAGUAAUUCAUCUGGUAAUAAUUGAUCGUUGGUGAGUGGUGAUGAUACGAAGAGCGGUAGUGAACAGCGGUCGGCGUGCAGACUGCAGUGCACUGCAUGCCAUCGCAUUCGAUUGAACGAUCGCAUCGCCGAGUGUGGUGUUUUCCAAGCAGACGACGCCUGCAGCGGAGCUGAGCAAACAGCCGUCGCCGCCUCCACGCAACGCUGCGGCGCGGCAUUGAUGCCGCGGCAGCGGUCGCCGGUGCACGCGGAGCAGAUGUACGAGCACUGGAGGAUCGCCACUCCGUGCGCUCGCCGUGAAAGCUAGUGCGCGUAGCCGCUGCGAGUACCCGAGAGCGAAGGCGGAGGCCGCGCGAGCAGCGCCGACAUGAGGGCGGCGACGCGCCGUGCGCAAGGCCACGCACCGCAGCUGCAGGUGACGCGCUGCACCCACGGCAAGUUCCUCGUCAAUCCACGCUCGCGGCAGCCCCCCGGCGGCCAGAACCCGGGCACAGACGAGGCGCCGCGAGGCGAGCAGCCGCCACCGCAGCAGCUACAACAACAGCAGCAGCAGCAGCAGCAGCAGCAGCAGCAGCAGCACAGCCCGAGCAUACUGGCGGACAGGUUCCUGCUGCUCGGGCCGGCCGAGUGCAGCAGCCUCAUCCGCUGCGUCGACGUGCGCACAGGACAGCAGCUGGUCGCCAAGGCCCUGCAGGCGGGGGACAAGGGUGCGCAGGCGCUGCUGCAGGCACAGACGCUGAUGGAGGGCUCGGGCGCCGCCUCGGGCUUGGCCGGCCUGGUGGAGGCCGAGGCCGCGGCCGGUGGCGCGCGCAGGCGCCGCUACCUCCUGCUCGACGGCCACCACGGCGACCUGCACGCGUACGUGCGCGCGAGGCGCCGCCUCGGCGAGCCCGAGGCUCGGCGGCUGUUCCGCCAGGCGGCCCGCGCCGUAGCCAGCUGCCACCGGCGCGGCGUCGUGCUGCGGGACCUCAAGCUGCGCAAGUUCGUCUUCUCCGACGAGGCCAGGACGCAGCUGCGGCUGGAGAGCCUGGAGGACGCGGUGCUGGUGGACGAGGAGGACGACCUGCUGUCGGACCGGCGCGGCUGCCCGGCCUACGUGGCGCCGGAGGUGCUACGCUCGGGGCGCGCCUACUCGGGCAAGGCCGCCGACGUCUGGUCGCUGGGCGUGCUGCUGUACACGAUGCUGGUCGGGCGCUACCCGUUCAACGACGCCGAGCACGCCAGCCUCUUCGCCAAGAUCUCCAGGGCGCACUUUCAACUGCCGGAGGCGCUGUCGCCGCGGGCGCGCUGUCUCAUCCGAGCGCUGCUGCGCCGCGCGCCGCACGAGCGGCCCGCCGCCGCCGACGUGCUCGGGCACCCGUGGCUCGCGCGACCGCUGUCGGCGCGCUGCCAGCCGGCCCACGCGGCGGUCGUCGCCGCUGCGAGUCCCGGCCAGGCGACGCCCGGCGCCGGCCGCUGCCAGCAGCAGCGCCUCGACCAACUCGUGCCCGACUUCGCGCAGCUGCAGCCCUGAAGACUGACUGCCCGCUCCGCCUGCCUCUUCGCGCGCCGUGGCCCCGUCGCAUCUGGCCCUAUUUAUUCCUCUGUCGACCAUUCGUUCGCCCACGCGACUGCCUACUGUACAUAUCAGCGCGCUAGUCCCAUCGCUUUCGUCCUACUCUUCUUCUUGUCACGAGCUGUUCAGCAUUUAGGGGCAUCUAACCACGUCUCGCUCCAAGUCUCAACCUCCAUCGAUCGAUCUUCGUCAAGGCAUUUACGUGGCCAACGAGCUAUUUACUUUUCAUAAAAGUGUCACUAUUACGCCGAGCGAUACAGCAACUCGCCUCACUCUUAACACUCCAACACGAUCGACUCGCACGGGCUGGCUGUCAUUGCCUGUGUGCAGCAACAUAGGCUUGUACGGACGAACCUAGAUACAAGCCAUUUUUCCAAAUACUUCGAAUACACUGACUUUUCGUACGAAAUUGCUGAUCUUGUCUCACCAAGCUAUUUUGUCUAAACGCACUAAUUCUCUGACAGCAUUGUCGUUGAAGAAGAAACAAAAAAAAAGCGGACAGAUAACUUACUCAAGUUAACACGCUCUGUUAAAACGAGUUUACAUGCCAAUACCUAACAAGUAAUUGAUUCUGGGUAUGCAUUCAUACACAAUUUAUUGAUAUAAACAUAAAAUCGUUAAUUUUAGUAAAUGAUCAUGUAUAAACAAUGUAAUAUAAUACUAGGAUUUCUAAUGUCACCGAUCAACAGAUCAUUCUUUUCAUUGACAGCUUGUCAAUAAUCGAUUAUUUCUUUUUUUAAUUUUAUGAAUAAUGAAUUGUAUAUUUUUGUAGUUGGUUAAUCGACAUCCAUUAUAUCAGAUAUCGAUUAGAAAUGCCAAAAUCGGUGAUUAUGUAAAGUGCAAAAUUAGUUUUAAGUUCAUGUCGUUAAAGAGCACGCAUAAGUCAUAUAUACAUACAUGCGCGCACGCGCGCGCGCAUACACACAAUAUUUAAACCCGAUGUGGCGUAUGGCCAAAACUGAUGUGCGAUAUUUUUGUGUUGUAAAGAUGUAAAUACAGUGACCAUUGUCCAAGCAUAUGUAUGAUUGUACAUAAAAUGCAAAAGUUGCAGAUUAAAAUAAGUACAUGAAAUGAGGAAAAAAAUUAAAUAAAAUU
Molecule: messenger RNA, 3052 nt
Organism: Phymastichus coffea
Lineage: Eukaryota; Metazoa; Arthropoda; Insecta; Hymenoptera; Eulophidae
Gene: trbl
Product: tribbles homolog 2-like
Exons: 4
Coding region: 770-1915 (381 amino acids)
Biological process (GO): regulation of MAP kinase activity; positive regulation of proteasomal ubiquitin-dependent protein catabolic process; protein phosphorylation
Cellular component (GO): nucleus
Molecular function (GO): protein kinase activity; ATP binding; mitogen-activated protein kinase kinase binding
Source: RefSeq, a predicted model, not a curated record